Molecule: messenger RNA, 1467 nt
Organism: Clarias gariepinus (North African catfish)
Lineage: Eukaryota; Metazoa; Chordata; Actinopteri; Siluriformes; Clariidae
Product: dual specificity protein phosphatase 26-like
Exons: 3
Coding region: 109-597 (162 amino acids)
Biological process (GO): negative regulation of MAPK cascade; protein dephosphorylation
Cellular component (GO): cytoplasm
Molecular function (GO): MAP kinase phosphatase activity; protein tyrosine/serine/threonine phosphatase activity
Source: RefSeq, a predicted model, not a curated record
GUGUGUGUGUCCCAGACGUCUGAGCGCUGUGGAUCUACGAGUUCAGACUGACAAUAUCAACUGGUUAAUAUCAGCUUCUCCCAUUUCAGCACCAACGUUCGGCUCCAAAUGUCCUACCGAUCCAAGUACAAAGAUUCCCGCUCUGCGGAAAGAGAGAUCGAUUUUACCUCGCCUGCUCUGGCGGUGAUGGGAGUCGAGCAGCUCCUUUUCGCCGGGAGAGCGAUCAACAGCCCGGCUAACGAGGUCUGGCCCAGGCUGUAUAUAGGAGACAUGGAUUUUGCGGAAAAUCGUGCCGCGCUCCGGCGGGAAAACUUCACUCACGUGCUGAACUGCGCUCACAGCUCCAGACGAGGCAACGACUUUUACUCUGGAAUGGGAAUCACGUAUCUCGGCAUCGAAGCCCACGACUCUCCCGCCUAUGACAUGAGCGUCAACUUUAACACAGGGGCGGAGUUCAUUCACAAUGCACUCAGGACGGGGGGUAAGAUCCUGGUGCACUGCCACGUGGGCGUGAGCCGCUCGGCCACCAUCGUCUUGGCGUACCUGAUGCUGAAGCACAACAUGACCCUGGUGCAGGCCAUCAACAUCAACGGUUAAAGAAGGGAGAGGGAUCAUCCCGAACCGCGGCUUCCUCCGACAGCUCGUCGACCUGCACGUCAAACUGUACGGCUAUAGGUCCUGAGUGUGUGACCACGCCCUCUCGUCACCUGAGUGUUCAGGAUAUAGCUGAAUAAUGUCUAUAAACAGACAGUUUUACAAUCCUAUUGUUAUAAAAUUUACAGUAAAAGUGUGGUGUAUACGAGGUGGCAUCAAAAAGUUUGGCGACUAGUUUUGUAACACACCAGCAGAUGGCAGCACAUGGUUGUACACUCAUAAGUCAGUGUGCCAAAAGACAUCGUCCUGAGUACAUUGGGAGCUGGUGCUGUUCUGUUAUUUCAUCAUGGAUGCCAAGUUAGAUCAAAGAGCGAAUGUAACAUUCUGUGUGAAACUGGACAGAAAGAGGGAUAGAGAUGUUUGACAUAAUUUGGAAUUUUUUACGCAAUGCUGCAAUGAGUUAUGCGAGGUGUUUUGAGUGACGCGCUUCAGAAGCAAAAGAACAUCACUGGAAGAUGACCAGAGAUCAGCAACUUGUGCAUGAUGAUCGUCAGAGAGACGAUACACAACAAUGCUACCGUUGUCAGUGUGUCAUACGGAACAGUCCAGCUGAUCCUCACGUGUGAUGUGGACAUGCGCCGGGUCAGCUCGACCGAGCGCAUGCUCGUUCAUCUCGUUGGGCAUCACGACUUCGUCCCCAGGGGCCCCAGACCAUCUAUAGUGAAUUCUACUGCCAGGUUUUAAGGCGCCUGAGGGAGGAAUUAAAGAGCUUGUAAACCGAGCUAAUCUCUAAACUUUUUGAUAUAAACCUCGUAUAAAGGCUAACAUUUCACAUAGAUAAAUUCCUGAUAUAUUGUUUUACAAAUUACAAAU